Messenger RNA from Alligator mississippiensis (American alligator), 10211 nucleotides. RefSeq names its product protein tyrosine phosphatase receptor type D (gene PTPRD). The record is from RefSeq and is a predicted model, not a curated record. NCBI's taxonomy places the organism in Eukaryota, Metazoa, Chordata, Crocodylia, Alligatoridae. Gene Ontology annotation, biological process: protein dephosphorylation. The transcript has 34 exons. The coding region runs from base 601 to 6366 and encodes 1921 amino acids. Gene Ontology annotation, molecular function: protein binding; protein tyrosine phosphatase activity.
CCCUUUCCCUCCCCGCCUCUCGCUGCCCUCCGCCCGCCGGCGCUCCCGGCCCCGCGCCCGCACUCCUCACUCCGCCGCGCCGCGGGAGAGGAUUGCACCCGGCUCGUUCUCACGAGAAGCAAGAACCAAAGCGACGCCCGCGUUGUCUCCAGCGCCCGCGGCUCGGGGCUGCCCCGGUUGUCCGCCCGCACUUGGGCCGGGGGGCGGAGGAGCCGCGCCGCCGCCUGCCGGGGGCUGCCAGGGGCGGGCAAGAGGAGCGGGCGGCGGCGAAGGAGGGCAGGAGCCGGAGCAGGGGGCGCUGGAUGCCGGCGCCUCGGACGCUCUCGCCCUCUGCCCGGCUGCGGACCGCGAGGGAGCGCCGCGCGGGAGGAGCCGCCGCCGCCGCAGCGCCCCGGAGCCUCCGCUCUUCGCUGCUGCCGCCGCUGCUCGGCGGGGAUUAAAGUGGCCGCCCCGGAGACCGCGACGAGGGAAAGCGCCGGCGGCUGCUGCUGGGACCGGGGGCAGCCAGCAUGGCCAGGCUCUGAAAACACUUCAUCUGAAAUUUCAGACUGGACAGGCUUGCAGUGGCUCCUAAGCCAGUGAGAACGAGGCUGCCAAAGCAUGCUGGUGCCAAGCUGUCGGAUGAUGCACGUAGCCAGGCCAGUGGUGGUGCUCCUGUGCUUUCUACUGUACGCUGAUGCUGAAACACCGCCAAAGUUUACAAGAACUCCCGUUGACCAGACAGGGGUCUCCGGAGGAGUCGCGUCAUUCAUCUGCCAAGCUACAGGAGACCCAAGACCUAAAAUUGUCUGGAACAAAAAGGGAAAGAAAGUCAGCAACCAGAGAUUUGAGGUAAUAGAAUUUGAUGAUGGAUCCGGAUCAGUUCUCAGAAUACAGCCUCUGCGGACUCCACGAGAUGAAGCUAUUUAUGAAUGUGUUGCUUCCAAUAGCGUUGGAGAAAUAAGUGUGUCCACUAGACUCACUGUUUUACGUGAGGAUCAAAUUCCUCGAGGUUUUCCUACCAUUGACAUGGGUCCACAAUUGAAGGUGGUCGAACGUACUCGUACAGCCACAAUGUUAUGUGCAGCCAGCGGCAAUCCUGAUCCUGAAAUAACUUGGUUCAAAGAUUUCUUACCUGUGGACACAAGCAAUAACAAUGGACGCAUCAAACAGUUACGAUCAGGUGCCCUCCAAAUCGAACUGAGUGAAGAAUCUGACCAAGGCAAAUAUGAGUGUGUUGCAACCAACAGUGCGGGUACACGCUAUUCCGCCCCUGCCAAUCUAUAUGUCAGAGUUCGACGGGUCCCACCAAGGUUCUCUAUCCCACCUACCAAUCAUGAAAUCAUGCCAGGAGGGAGUGUUAACAUCACUUGUGUUGCUGUGGGGUCACCAAUGCCAUAUGUGAAAUGGAUGUUGGGGGCUGAAGAUUUGACCCCUGAAGAUGAUAUGCCAAUUGGAAGAAAUGUUCUUGAACUUAAUGAUGUCAGGCAAUCUGCAAAUUACACUUGUGUUGCUAUGUCCACCCUUGGCGUUAUAGAAGCAAUAGCACAGAUAACUGUUAAAGCCUUACCCAAACCUCCAGGAACCCCUGUGGUGACAGAAAGCACAGCAACAAGCAUAACAUUGACUUGGGAUUCUGGAAACCCUGAGCCAGUCUCUUACUAUAUAAUCCAACAUAAACCUAAAAACUCUGAGGAGCCAUAUAAAGAAAUUGAUGGGGUGGCUACAACACGCUACAGUGUUGCAGGCCUAAGCCCAUAUUCAGAGUAUGAAUUCCGGGUAGUUGCUGUAAAUAAUAUUGGACGGGGCCCACCCAGUGACCCAGUGUCAACAAGGACCUCAGAACAAGCACCAUCUAGUGCACCUCGCAAUGUACAGGCUCGUAUGCUGAGCUCAACCACAAUUUUGGUACAGUGGGAAGAACCUGAGGAACCCAAUGGUCAAAUACAAGGUUACAGAGUAUAUUACACCAUGGACCCCACUCAGCAUGUUAACAGUUGGAUGAAACACAAUGUGGCUGACAGCCAUAUUACCACUAUUGGAAAUUUAGUACCACAGAAGACAUACUCUGUGAAGGUUCUUGCUUUUACCUCUGUUGGGGAUGGACCACUUUCUAGUGAAAUUCAAGUCAUUACUCAAACAGGAGUACCAGGCCAGCCAUUGAACUUCAAAGCGGAACCUGAAUCUGAAACAAGCAUAUUGCUGUCCUGGACCCCUCCACGCUCUGACACAAUUGCCAACUAUGAACUGGUUUACAAAGAUGGAGAGCAUGCAGAAGAGCAACGUGUUUCUAUUGAGCCAACUACAUCUUAUCGCCUGCAAGGCCUGAGGCCAAACAGCUUGUAUUACUUCCGUCUGGCUGCCCGCUCUCCACAAGGCUUGGGUGCUUCGACUGCAGAAAUCUCAGCCAGAACCAUGCAGUCAAAGCCAUCAGCUCCUCCUCAAGACAUUAGUUGCAUGAGCCCCAGCUCCACUAGCAUUUUGGUAAGUUGGAAACCUCCGCCAGUCGAAAAGCAGAACGGCAUUAUCACGGAAUACUCCAUCAAGUACAUUGGGAUUGAUGGGGAAGAUGACAAACCUCAUGAAAUUUUGGGAAUUUCUUCGGACACUACCCACUACCUUUUGGAACAGUUGGAAAAAUGGACUGAAUAUCGGAUCUCUGUGACUGCCUACACUGAUGUCGGACCUGGCCCAGAGAGCCUAGCAGUAUUGAUUCGCACAGAUGAAGAUGUUCCUAGUGGUCCUCCUCGCAAAGUCGAGGUAGAGGCUGUCAACUCUACAGCUGUUAAAGUGUCAUGGCGCUCACCUGUACCCAAUAAGCAGCAUGGUCAGAUCCGAGGCUACCAGGUGCAUUUUGUGAGGAUGGAAAAUGGAGAGCCUAAGGGCCAACCCAUGCUGAAGGAUGUCAUGCUGGCUGAUGCACAGUGGGAAUAUGAUGAUACUACUGAACAUGAAAUGUUCAUUUCUGGACUUCAGCCUGAAACAACAUACUCCCUUACUGUGACAGCCUACACAACAAAAGGAGAUGGAGCACGCAGCAAGCCUAAACUGGUGUCUACUACUGGGGCAGUUCCAGGCAAACCUCGGCUUGUGAUUAGCCACACACAGAUGAACACGGCUCUUAUUCAGUGGCACCCUCCUGUCGAUACCUUUGGCCCCCUGCAGGGUUUCCGCCUGAAGUUUGGCCGCAAAGAUAUGGAUACAUUUACAACACUGGAAUUCUCAGAGAAAGAAGACCACUUCACAGCUACAGACAUCCAUAAAGGAGCAUCUUAUGUCUUCAGGCUUUCAGCUAAAAAUAAAGUGGGCUUUGGGGAGGAGAUGGUAAAAGAGAUUUAUGUUCCAGAAGAGGUACCUAGUGGAUUCCCUCAAAACCUCCAUUCGGAAAGCUCCACCUCUACAUCAGUUCAAUUAACUUGGCAACCACCGAUCUUAGCUGAGCGAAAUGGCGUUAUCACCAAAUACACCCUGCUGUACAGAGAUAUCAAUGUUGCACACCACCCAGUUGAGUUCCCCAUUGUUCCUGCUGAUACCACUAUGACACUUUCUGGCUUAAAACCAGAUACCACCUAUGAUGUAAAAGUACGUGCCCACACAAGCAAAGGGCCUGGUCCAUAUAGUCCAAGUGUCCAGUUCAGGACACUACCCGUGGAUCAAGCAGUGUUUGCAAAAAAUUUUCAUGUAAAAGCAGUAAUGAAGACUUCAGUAUUGCUUUCCUGGGAGAUUCCAGAGAAUUACAAUUCUGCCAUGCCUUUCAAAAUCCUUUAUGAUGAUGGAAAAAUGGUGGUUGAAGUGGAUGGACGAGCCACUCAGAAACUUAUCAUUAACUUGAAGCCAGAGACAUCGUAUUCGUUUGUGCUGACAAAUAGGGGGAAUAGUGCUGGAGGUCUUCAGCACAGGGUAACAGCAAAGACUGCACCAGAUGUCCUGCGCACUAAGCCAGUCUUCAUUGGAAAAACCAACUUAGAUGGAAUGAUAACUGUUGAAUUGCCAGAAGUACCUGCAAAUGAGAAUAUAAAAGGUUAUUACAUAGUAAUUGUGCCUUUGAAGAAGUCUCGUGGAAAGUUUAUCAAACCAUGGGAAAGUCCAGAUGAAAUGGAAUUAGAUGAGCUACUGAAGGAGAUAGCUAGGAAACGCAGAAGCAUUCGUUUUGGGAGAGAAGUUGAAUUAAAGCCAUAUAUCGCAGCUCAUUUUGAAGUUCUUCCUACCGAGUUCACUUUGGGGGAUAAGAAGCAGUAUGGUGGUUUUGAGAACAAGCAACUCCAAAGUGGUCAAGAAUAUGUUUUUUUUGUUUUGGCUGUAAUGGAGCACUCAGAAUCUACCAUGUAUGCAACCAGCCCAUAUUCUGAUCCAGUUGUGUCAAUGGAUCUCGAUCCCCAGCCAAUUACAGAUGAAGAAGAAGGCUUGAUUUGGGUUGUAGGACCAGUUCUUGCAGUAGUGUUUAUCAUCUGCAUUGUCAUAGCUAUACUCCUUUAUAAAAGGAAGAGGGCUGAAUCUGAUUCUAGAAAAAGCAGCAUACCCAACAACAAAGAAAUUCCUUCUCAUCAUCCCACAGAUCCUGUGGAAUUGCGACGCCUUAAUUUUCAAACUCCUGGUUCAGGUGUCUCCGGUUACACUGGUAACCUUCAUUCUUCAAGUAUGGCUAGCCAUCCUCCAAUACCUAUCUUGGAGCUUGCAGAUCACAUUGAAAGACUAAAAGCCAAUGACAAUUUGAAGUUCUCACAAGAAUAUGAGUCAAUUGAUCCUGGCCAGCAGUUCACGUGGGAGCAUUCUAACCUGGAAGUAAACAAACCAAAGAAUAGAUAUGCCAAUGUAAUUGCAUAUGACCAUUCUCGUGUUCUACUCUCAGCUAUAGAAGGCAUACCAGGAAGUGACUACAUCAAUGCCAAUUAUAUAGAUGGUUAUAGAAAGCAGAAUGCCUAUAUAGCAACUCAAGGGUCUCUCCCAGAAACCUUUGGAGAUUUCUGGAGAAUGAUGUGGGAGCAACGGGGUGCAACUGUUGUCAUGAUGACAAAACUGGAGGAAAGGUCCAGGGUGAAAUGUGAUCAGUAUUGGCCAAGCAGAGGAACAGAGACAUAUGGACUAAUCCAAGUGACUCUACUAGACACUGUUGAAUUGGCAACAUACUGUGUUCGAACAUUUGCACUUUACAAGAAUGGUUCAAGUGAGAAAAGAGAAGUGAGGCAGUUCCAGUUCACUGCCUGGCCUGACCAUGGAGUUCCAGAACAUCCUACACCGUUCCUAGCUUUCUUACGACGAGUCAAAACCUGUAACCCUCCGGAUGCUGGACCUAUGGUUGUUCACUGCAGUGCUGGAGUUGGCAGGACUGGCUGUUUCAUUGUAAUAGAUGCCAUGUUAGAGAGAAUAAAGCAUGAAAAGACUGUAGAUAUUUAUGGCCACGUAACUCUAAUGAGAGCUCAGAGGAAUUACAUGGUUCAAACGGAGGACCAAUACAUCUUUAUCCAUGAUGCACUGCUGGAAGCAGUGACAUGUGGAAAUACUGAAGUGCCAGCCAGAAACCUGUAUGCAUAUAUUCAGAAGCUGACACAGAUUGAAACAGGAGAGAAUGUCACAGGAAUGGAACUGGAAUUCAAGCGUCUAGCUAGCUCUAAAGCUCACACUUCAAGAUUCAUCAGUGCCAAUCUUCCAUGUAAUAAAUUCAAAAAUCGCCUUGUCAAUAUUAUGCCAUAUGAGUCUACGAGGGUAUGCUUGCAGCCAAUCCGAGGAGUAGAAGGCUCUGAUUAUAUCAACGCCAGUUUUAUUGAUGGAUACAGACAACAAAAAGCCUACAUAGCUACACAGGGACCCUUAGCAGAGACAACUGAAGAUUUCUGGAGAAUGCUUUGGGAGCACAAUUCCACAAUUGUAGUCAUGCUUACUAAACUACGAGAAAUGGGCCGAGAAAAAUGCCAUCAGUACUGGCCUGCAGAGCGUUCAGCCAGAUAUCAAUACUUUGUGGUGGAUCCUAUGGCAGAGUAUAACAUGCCACAGUAUAUUCUAAGGGAAUUCAAGGUCACAGAUGCCAGGGAUGGCCAGUCCCGAACAGUGCGGCAGUUCCAGUUCACUGACUGGCCAGAACAAGGAGUGCCAAAGUCUGGAGAGGGAUUUAUUGACUUCAUAGGCCAAGUACAUAAAACAAAGGAGCAGUUUGGUCAGGAUGGGCCAAUCUCUGUUCAUUGUAGUGCAGGCGUUGGGAGGACUGGAGUAUUCAUAACCCUGAGUAUCGUUUUGGAAAGAAUGAGAUAUGAGGGUGUUGUAGAUAUCUUCCAGACUGUCAAAAUGUUAAGGACACAACGGCCAGCCAUGGUACAGACAGAGGAUCAAUAUCAGUUUUGCUAUCGAGCCGCACUAGAAUAUCUGGGCAGCUUUGAUCACUAUGCAACGUAAAAACCCCUGUCCCAUCCUGGAUUUUUACUGCAGGCCCUUUAAGAUCCAGAGAGCCUCUUCUGAGCCAUACAGUGUGCUUGAGAAGUACUUCUUAACUCCUAGCUAAAGACCAAUUAGUGGGAAUAUUAAAAACAAAAAUGAAACAAAACAAAAACAAAAACUAUUCCAGGUGGACCAAGAAUUCACAGUUUAAUAACCUAACCUGAAACAUCAUAAAAGAAUCCUGACUGGUGAGGCAUCUGAAGGAUCUCAUUUACAGAUACCUCAAGGAUUCCAACGUUGGUUGAAAUUAAAGGGAAGAGGAAAUUAUUGCAAAGAACCACCAUCUUGUUCGGGAUUGCAUGAUUGUUGCAAAGAUGAAUUUUGAGGGUACUGCAAUUCAGUGCAAGAUGUUUGUCAAAAGACCGGUACCUGGCUUCUUAACACAAAAUGGACUCUUUGCUUCAACAUCACCCCUUCCCACCAUAAUGCUCAUAACAACACUAGGGAUAAUGGGGGAAUGUUUAAAAAGAAAGUCCUUGAUUUAGUUUUUUAGUAUUGUAAAGAUACUGCUGACCUGUGCUUCAUUUUUAACUGUGUAAACUUUUUCCUUUUUUUAACAAGAGUUUAUCAUUCAAUGAAGUGAAUUAAAAGAAAAGGUUGCAUAACUGUUCAUUUUUUUGUUUCAGAAUUGUAGAUUUUUUUAAGCUGUAGAACUGUUAUCUGUAAUAUCUUGCUGUAGAAAUGUUAAAUAAUUUGAAAAUUUGCACAUUUUUGUGCAGUCCUAUAUUUAUCUACAGUACCACAUUCUUGUUAGAUAUUACUUUUACAGUUUUGUUUAAUUUCUUUUUUUUUAAGGAAAUAUUCAUUGUAAUUAGUUAAUCAAAGUGGGGCUUUUUGGUUUCUUUUGGAAUCAACAGGGAGGCGCAAAGUAUAAAGCUGCUGCUAAUACAAACACACACACACAAACACACACUUCUCUCUCUUUCUAUAUGUAUAUGUUUAAUUGUCUAUCCAUAUCUAUCUUUCUAUAUAGCUAGAGAUACAGACAGAUAGAUAUACACGCACAUACACAUAAAUACGUAGAAACGUAUCAGUUCUUCCAUAAGUUGGAUUCACUGAAGAGGUGGGAAAGUUUUCCAUCAUACUACAUUCAGGCUAUACAGUAGUUUUGAACGUCUCUGUAUUUCCAAAGUCCAUAUCUUUUUUGUUUAAAAGGGAAAUGAGGAAUGCACAUCAGUGAUAUUUGAACCUCACUACUACCCCCCCAUAUAUACACUCUCUCUCAUACACACGCACACGCACAGACACAUACACACACAAACACGUAGAGACAGUAUGUGGCUAAGGCUUCCAAUAAAGUUCAAUAUUUGUAACACUAUAGUGCAAUAAUUAUCAUUAAAUAUAAGAGGUGUGCAUGAGGGAAAGGACAGUGCAUAUCCCUUUAGGUGGGGAGAAUGUUGUAAUAUACUAGCUAUCAAAAAGAGUAAGAAGUGUAUUCAAUAGUAUAUUGUCUAUAUUAUGUGCUAUGAAAUUUACAUUUAUUAUAACUAAUGGGGCAAAGCCAAGCCCACAUUUCUGUGUUAAAUCAGAAACAUUUUGUGGCAUACAGAGCAUUAAUUGAAGAUGCUGAUUUUUAUUUUUAUUUUGCAUUUAGAGUGCCUUAUAUUUGAUGCCUAUUUUGAUAACAUUUCUUUAAGUUUGCUUUUGUCUGUAUUUACCUUAGUUAAUUCAUAUUGAUUACUCUUUUCAAUUAAAGUAUCAUCCUUUUAGCACAUGUACAGAAACACUUUGAAUAAUACGCAUUCCUAGUUUUUAACCAAGUAUGGGAUAUUUAUAAAACCUAGCCCAGAACACUUGGGUAGUCAGGGCUCUUUAAUUCUCCAUAAUUCCAACAACAGACAAGCCCACUACUUUAAGAUCCCUUCCAAAUUAGCUCUCAGAGUUGAUGGUGACAGUAUCACUAUUGAGGAAAUGUAGGGCUGCACUAGUAGAAGUAGUUGUUAGCAGUACUCAUACAUCAUUUUGUUCAUAUGGGGCCAAUGCCCGCUCAUUUUAGCCCAUGCCAGUAAUCCCUUUGGAAUGAUACUGUUGCUUUCAGUGGGACUUCCUGUAUGAGUAAGGCAAGAUUUGGUCCUCAGGACGUCCUAAAAAGACUUUAGAUUUCUCAUUUGGGAGAAAGCAUUCUUUAAACAGCACAAAAUAUUGUCUGAGAUUCUUUAUAGGAAGUCAUUGUCAGUAGCCCUGGUCUCUGUCAUGCCUUGUACCGUGUUAGAGCACAAAUAUCAAAGGAACCCUUUCUUCAAGGUUUCAGAUAAGAUGACCAGGUAUAGUUCAGCAGUGUUAGAAUAACUUACCAGAUUGUUUUUGUUUCUUCCACAUUUCCCAUCACUAGCAGAAAGAUAUAUAUGAAAGACCAAACACUAGCAAGCAUUGUAUUUGAGCACUUUUGUAAAAAAAUAAAAUAAAAUAAAAAAACACAAAACAAAUAUAAAUAUAUAUAUAAUAAUAAAAGUAUUAUAGAAGGCUACCUCAGAAUGAGAUUCUGUAACUUACAUCAGAACCAGAGAAGAAUGUGCACUAUGUUUCUUUUGUUUUCUUUUUGAUUUGUAUCUUUAGGAGAAUUAUUAAAGUGCCAGAUUACGUAGUGCAGUUGCGUUCUUUUAGCCAAAUAUAGGGAGUCAGACAGACACACCAUUAAAUAGCACCAUUUUUGAAGAAUAGACUAGGGAAGACAAUUGCACACCAGAGCUGUUAACAGAUCUCAGCUUUCUCUCCAGUUAGUUUUUGCAAAUUCUAGGAACGAGAGAGAGAGAGAGAGAGAGAGAGAGAGAGACAUAGUGAAGUGGGGGAAAGACCUGUGAGACAGAUAGGACUGAUGCUGUUCUAGUAAUUUCACUGUUCAGGAGUUGUCUCAAGAUAACUGUUAGCAUCAUUGAUGUGCAUUCCACUUCCUGUAUUCUUAUGUAUAGUCAUCCUAUAAUUAUUUUAAGGAGUAAGCAUUUUUAUCUGCAUUUACCAUAAAGUUCCAAGCUUAGAAUUGGUUUCAUCAGCAUAACCCGUACGGUGCUAUUAUUUACCUAUGUAUGUGUAGUUAUGUAUAAUUUUGUAAUUAGUUACAAUGGGAAAAAACUCAAAAUAUAUAAAAAUGAUUUGUACAGAACUUUAUUUUAGCUCUUUUUUUAAAAUGAUUUGCAUGGUUAGACAACCGAGAGGAUGGCUGGGGGAAGGGAGGGGCCCUCUAGGGAGAUUUGCACUUUCUAUACCUUUGUACUAUGCACUGCCCUAUUGAUUCUACACCCAAUAAUGUUAUUACUUGAACCCAUCUGUAAGAAACUGCUUAUGAAAAUCCACUUGUGUGUAUGUAAAUAACACAGAACAUGUAAAAAGGAAAAAAAAGUUUGCAACAACAAAAAAUGCAGCUACUUUUUUCCUUUUCUACCUUCCCCCCCCCCCUUUUUUUUUUCCUCUCUUUCUUUUUUUCUUUUCUUUCUUUUUGGUGCCCUGAUACUCUGGCAGAUAUCAGAAGGCUACAGGUCCCGUCAUAACCAUCUGUUACGUGGCUUUGCCAUUCAAGCUUGGAGUGUCUUUACAAAGAUAAUCAAAGUUGUGUUCUUGGCUCUUGUUUUGGAUGCAUAGACUGAAAAAAAAAAUUAAAAAUACCUUGUAAAAUGGCUUGUUAAAAAAAAUACAAUUACCUCUAAUUAGUAGUACGCGUAAAUGUUUUACAGAAUGAAAGGCGUGCUUUUUAUUUUCUUACUUCGUUACAUUGGUGGCGAAAGAAAGUCUGUAUGAAAAUCAGUUCUUUGCUGACACAAGUUCCAUUUGUUACAAAUGAAUUCUAAUAAAAAUGUCAGUGUUAUGCA